Molecule: messenger RNA, 3645 nt
Organism: Megalops cyprinoides (Indo-Pacific tarpon)
Lineage: Eukaryota; Metazoa; Chordata; Actinopteri; Elopiformes; Megalopidae
Gene: ptpn22
Product: protein tyrosine phosphatase non-receptor type 22
Exons: 27
Coding region: 147-2837 (896 amino acids)
Biological process (GO): peptidyl-tyrosine dephosphorylation
Cellular component (GO): cytoplasm; nucleus
Molecular function (GO): non-membrane spanning protein tyrosine phosphatase activity
Source: RefSeq, a predicted model, not a curated record
GCUUCCUUCAAGACAGCUCACACAGUGCCUAGCCACAGUGCCUCUCAGCUCAGCGAGGGCUGCAUCCUGCCAGGCCCUCACCGCUGCCCCCCAUGUCCUGACAUGCCCAGUGGUGCCGGCCUUGGACCGCCAGCACGUACCCGAGGAUGGACCAGCAAGUGCAGGCUUUGAGGGGCUUCCUGGCCCGGUUGAGCAGCAAGGAGGCGGAGACCGAGGACGCUGAGGGGGGCUUCGCCGGGGAGUUCGCCAGACUGAAGAGGCAGUCUACCAAAUACCGCACCGAGAAGAUCUUCCCCAUGAAGGCUGCAGAGAAGCAGAGCAACGUAAAGAAGAACAGAUACAAGGACAUCGUGCCCUUUGACCACACUAGGGUGAAGCUUUCCCUUAGCAUCUCAGACAGUGACACUGACUACAUCAAUGCCAACUUCAUCAAGGGUGUGUUUAAGCAGAGGGCCUACAUUGCCACACAGGGACCCCUUCCCCACACCGUGCUGGACUUCUGGAGGAUGAUCUGGGAAUACAAAGUGGAGAUCAUUGUUAUGGCCUGCCGGGAGUUUGAGAUGGGCAGGAAAAAGUGCGAGCGCUACUGGCCAGAGAGGAAGGAGGAGCCGUUUGUCUGCAGCCCCUUCACCGUUCAAUGCGAAUCAGUGGAAAGUAGAGGGGACUACUUAACAAGGGUUUUAAAGGUGACUUUUCGUGAUUCAUCACGGACUCUCAAGCAACUGCACUACGUGAACUGGCCGGACCAUGGGGUGCCAGACUCCAUUCCCCCAAUCCUGGAGUUGAUCCAGGAGAUGCGUUCAUACCAGGAGCACGAUGACAUUCCCAUCUGCAUCCACUGCAGUGCUGGCUGUGGUAGGACGGGGGCGCUGUGCGUCAUUGACUACACCUGGAAAAUGAUGAGGAACCAGAUGAUCACUGAGAACUUCAGCAUCUUCGAGCUGGUCCAGGAUAUGCGGACACAAAGGCCCUCAGUGGUUCAAACCAAGGAGCAGUAUGAGCUUGUCUACAGGACCAUUAAGUUCUUGUUCAAGACGUACCUCCAGACAAUCACCAACCAAUCAAGAGCAGUUGAGGAACCAGCAGCCCCCUCAUUCAGCCCAGCAUCCAGUGAGAGUGACCUCACCACCUCCUGCUGUGAGGUGUCUGACCUGGAGCCAGAGGAGGAACUACAGUCUGAGGAACAGCCCAGGCACAUGAAAGUGGAGUGGCUGACAGAGCAGCCCAAUCAUGCAUCAGCAGGGGUCGUUUCUUCAGUCUUUCCCCACCCUGCAAUGGAGGAGAACAGCGGCCGGAGUCCAAUGUCUCAGGCGUCCAUGCUGUCCAGUGAGGACAUCCUGAACUCUCUGAUGGAAGGAGCCGGACAGUGGGGAGCGCGGGAGGAGGACGCCCAGCUGAAGAAGCAGGGCGGCCCGGACCUCCACAGGGCACGGACAGCUGAGCCCAUCCCUCACAGCUCACCCAAUCCCACACUCAACCAGGCGGACACGCCCACGCAGAAAUCCAGGAUGGUGGCUUGGAACGGCCUGCAGGAAGACGAUGAGGCUCUGCUGGAGCCAGACAUGCACCCCGACAGCACGGUGUGCCGGGAUCCAUUCUGUUUCUCAGUGGAGGAUCCCUACUUCAGUCCCCAACCUCCUCGCAUCUCUCAAACCCCAGUGGACUCAUUGGAUGAGCUGUGCAGCUGGACCACCAACCCCUGCUUCAACAGCCCUGUGCUGGCCCUCAACGAUCAGCCAAUGACACUGUCCCAGCUGGGGACCCAGGGCCCAGUCCCAUCUUCCUCUGGUGAAGACAGCCCCCCACCACUACCUGAGCGAACCCCUGAAUCUUACAUCCUGGCUACCAGUCCAGAGAUCUCUGAUGUCAAAGAGAAGCUAGCAGUCACUGUUCCACCAGUAACUCCCGAGACCCUCGCUGGAAACAGUAGCCCCCCCUCUCCAGUGCCCCCGCUCCCUGAGAGAACCCCAGAGUCUUUCAUCAUGGCCACUGAUGAGGCAGAUCUGGUAAGAGGCGUGGUCCAGGACGCACCCCUUGCCGACAGAGCCAAAAUUGGGACAUCCUCAGAGUGGUGCGGGUCCUCAGAGCCACCCCCACCGGAACCAAAAAAACCCUGGACCCGGAGCAAGAGCUUAAGAGUCAGGAUGUCGCUGCUGGUGUCUCCCUUGACUUUUCUGGUUCCUGCCCCUGCUCAGUCAGAGCCAACUGCCCCUCCUCAUCCUCCAGAUCCUCUUCCUCCUCCAGCCAAAACAGAACCCACUGGGUCUGUCACACCACCUCUGCCAGAGAGAACCCCAGAGUCAUUUGUCCUGGUCACUGAUGAAGCUCCAAGGCCUCACGAUGGUGCCCCCGGCCCCCAGCCCAGCCGACAGCAGUCCCAGAGAAUUGGCACAUCGUUGGAGUGGGCGGGUAACACACAGCCCAGGAGCUUCUUGGAUGUGGUGAUGAAUCGGAGCAAGAGUGUUCGAGCCAAAAGUUCAAAGCAAGACCGUCUGUCCGUGGCAGCCCCUGGCAACAUGGCUCCUGCGCCUGGAGGAGACGCUGUGGCUCCAGCUCCAGUGGAGGUGCUUGUGGAUGGCGGGACGCCUGCUGCCGCUGGUUCGUCUGAGGAGAGACCACAGAACAGCAGCGGGAGGAACUCUCAGCAGAGCAUGGCCAGGACUAAGAGCCUGAAGUUUCUCAAAUACAUUCGGAAACCUAAAGGGGACCCCCCUCUGGCCCCCACCCCCUCAGGACCUCCUCCUCCUUACACCACCACCCCCGGAUUCAAAAUCAGCUUUGGGAAUCGUUUUGGGAAGCCCAAGGGCCCAAGGAGACACCCGGAGACGUGGGUGUGAGGGCAGGCCUCAGGGAGCCUCCACUCCCCUGUGGAAACAGGGCCUGGUCCCCCAACUGGCACCACUCUGCCUCAUUUUCAGCUCCUCCACCGGAUUAUCCAUCUACUGAAAGCGCAGUCGUCUUCUGCACGCACGGAAAACCAUGCAGCAAUGUGACUAUUCACUCAGGAUGUGAACACAAUCUUUCUGUUGUGGUCUGGCUGUGAGGUUCCAGUGUUGGUUCUGUUCUGCUGGACUGUCGACCAAUCAAGCGUGUCUAGCAUUCUGCAACAGGAAGCUGAGCUUCACAACGCAGUGACAACCAAAUGAAAUGAUGAUUGUAAACACUGUGGUUGUGCACCUCCAAUUUUGCAAAUGCAAAGAGAUGGAAGUAUUGUUUUCUUUGUUUAUCGUGUAUUUAUGACUAAAAUAGGAUGUAUAUAAAAAUGUCCUGACCAUGCACAGCCUUAGUUAUGCAAAUAAUAUUAAGAAGAGAAAGCAGGUUGUAUAGUAAAUGUUUAAUAUGUGAUUGUUCUAAGGCUGGCUACAGUCACUGUUUUUCGAGUGCAGCUGGAAAGCCAGGAUGUCUAGCUGUUGAAGAAACAGUUCUGAACUGGUCCACAAGCAUCUGAAAGGAACUACAUAUCAAAUCCCUGUAUUCUGGGACAAAGUUCAUUUAAUUCACUUAUAUUCUAUAUUGCCUCCACCCCCACAAUAAAAAAAAUAUUUUUGUUAACUCAAUGUUGUAACAAAAAUUCAACAUCUGUAUUUUUAUAUUAUACAGUAUGUUUUUUGAACAAAACACCCUUUCUAUGAAUAAAAGUCAAUU